UGAAUUCAUCUUGUAAGCUCGUACUUCGUGGAUAUUAUGAUGUCACAACAGAAUUAUGUUAAAUAUCGAAUAAUUUUUUACCAGCGUUUUUUUAGUGAAAUAUCGAAUACAAGUGUUUCUUUAUAUUGUUUGUAUUAAAGACCUAUCUAAAUGGAGACACAAAGCAAUGUUAUAAGGCUAUCGAAAGAAGAUAUUCCGUUAAUAUCUAAACCGCGGAAUGACAACUCGUGGACAAGAUGUUGUACUUGGAUGUGGAGAAGAUGUUGUAGAGAACGUGAGUUAAGAGCUAGAGUCAUUCACAUUGGUCAACCGAUGCAUGAAAAAUUUCCUACUAAUGUUAUCAGAAAUCAGAAAUAUAAUAUUGUCACAUUUUUGCCUAUGGUUCUUUUUCAACAAUUUAAGUUUUUUUUAAAUCUAUACUUUCUGCUUAUGGCUAUAUCACAAUUUAUACCAGAUAUACGAAUAGGGUAUUUAUAUACAUACUGGGGACCUUUGUGUUUUGUGUUAACUAUUACAAUUUGUCGAGAAGCAAUUGAUGACUUUAGGCGAUAUAAAAGAGACAAAGAGGUCAAUGCCCAAAAAUAUUAUAGAUUAAUAAAAGGUUUUGAUAGCCCAGAAUUAGUACCAAGUUCUAAAUUACGAGUAGGCGAUUUGGUAAUUGUGGAGAAAGGUCAAAGAGUACCAGCUGAUUUAGUUUUAUUACAAACCACAGAAAAAUCUGGUUCAUGCUUUGUUAGAACAGACCAAUUGGAUGGAGAAACAGAUUGGAAGUUGAGACUGGCUGUGCCAGUUACUCAAAAACUAGAAAAUAACUCUCAACUAUUUGAUAUAAAAGCUAGUAUAUAUGUUGAGAAACCACAAAAAGAUAUUCACAGCUUUAUUGGGACAUUUACAAGGUAUGAUGGAUAUAGUAGUGAAGAAAGUUUGGGCGUGGAUAAUACUCUAUGGGCAAACACGGCUAUCGCGUCAGGUUCAGCUCUUGGUAUUGUAGUAUAUACCGGACAGGAAACUAGAUCGCUAAUGAAUCAUUCGGCACCACGAUCGAAAGUUGGUCUAUUAGAUCAGGAAAUAAAUCAAUUAACAAAGGUCUUGUUUUGUGCUGUAAUUGGACUAGCAUUAGUAAUGAUGUCUUUAAAAGGAUUUAAUGGGCCAUGGUAUCGUUAUAUGUUUCGUUUUGUUUUAUUAUUCUCUUAUAUAAUACCGAUCAGUUUAAGAGUAAACUUAGAUAUGGGGAAAGCUUUUUAUGCUUGGUGUAUACAAAGGGACAAGGAAAUUGCUGGAACAGUUGUAAGAACCACUACCAUUCCAGAAGAACUUGGUCGUAUUUCAUAUUUAUUAAGUGACAAAACCGGCACGUUGACACAGAAUAAAAUGGUUUUCAAAAAAUUACAUUUAGGCAUGAUAUCUUAUGGCCAAGAAACAUUUGACGAAGUUACGGCCGUAUUAAAAACAUGUUAUUCUACAAAUUCUGAAAUUUCACCGGUAAAACCAUCAACAUCUAUACAUAGUGGUAAAGUAAGAAGAUCAGAAAGUACUAGAAUAUAUGAUGCAGUUCAUGCAUUGGCUUUGUGUCAUAAUGUAACACCAGUUUAUGAUGAAGUAAACAAAUCAUCUACCUUAGAUGCAAUGAGCAUACAAACAGGAGAAACAGGAGAUUCUGGUUCCAUCCAAAGUCAAACAGAAGCGGACCAACAUUAUUAUUUGCCAGAACAAAAACGUAAUUACCAGGCUUCCAGUCCGGAUGAAGUAGCAUUGGUCAAGUGGACAGAGGAAAUGGGAUUAGCUUUAGUGAAGCGUGAUUUAAAUUUUAUGCAAUUGAAAGCUCCGAAUGGCAAAAUUUUAAACUAUACAAUCCUACAAAUAUUUCCAUUCACUUCAGAGACUAAACGAAUGGGAAUAAUAGUGAGAGAAGAAUCUAAUUCUGAAAUAGUAUUUUAUCUCAAAGGUGCGGACGUAGUAAUGUCUGGAAUAGUACAGUAUAAUGAUUGGCUUGAAGAAGAGUGUGGUAAUAUGGCUCGAGAAGGUUUAAGGACAUUAGUUGUUGCAAAAAAGAAUUUAACAGAAGAACAGUAUCUUGAUUUUGAAGCAAGAUAUAAUUCCGCCAGAAUGAGUGUCAGUGAUCGCGUUUCAAGAGUUGCUGCAGUUGUCGAAAGUUUAGAAAGGGAAAUGGAAUUGUUAUGUGUAACCGGUGUUGAAGAUAGGUUGCAAGAUAGAGUAAGACCGACAUUGGAAUUAUUAAGAAAUGCUGGAAUUAAGAUUUGGAUGUUAACGGGCGACAAAUUGGAAACAGCAACUUGUAUAGCAAAAUCUUCAUGUUUAGUUUCACGAACGCAAAGUCUUCAUGUUUUCAAAUCAGUGGUAACACGCACGGACGCACACCUGGAAUUAAAUACCUUUAGAAAAAAACAAGAUUGUGCCUUAGUCAUCAGCGGAGAUUCUUUAGAGGUAUGUUUGCAAUAUUACGAACAAGAAUUCUUGGAACUAGCAUGCGGUUCACCGGCUGUUGUUUGCUGUCGAUGUUCCCCUACGCAAAAAGCCGAAGUUGUUAGUCUUAUACAAAGACAUACUGGCAAAAGAACUGCAGCUGUUGGUGAUGGGGGUAAUGAUGUAUCAAUGAUACAAGCAGCAGAUGCUGGUAUAGGUCUUGAAGGCCUUGAAGGAAGACAAGCUUCUUUGGCUGCGGAUUUUUCUAUUUCUCAAUUCAGCCAUUUGGCAAAUCUUCUGUUAGUUCACGGACGCAGAAGUUAUAAACGUUCUGCUGCUUUGAGUCAGUUUGUUAUUCAUAGAGGCUUAAUUAUUUCCACUAUGCAAGCUGUAUUUUCUGCAGUUUUUUAUUUAUCAUCUGUGUCCUUAUAUCAGGGAUUUUUAAUGGUUGGUUAUGGAACAAUAUAUACGAUGUUUCCCGUAUUUUCUCUGGUAUUAGAUAAAGACGUAUCAGGAAAAAUUGCACUCACUUACCCGGAACUUUAUAAAGAACUAAGUAAGGGACGAUCGUUGUCCUAUAAGACAUUCUUUAUGUGGAUUUUAAUAAGCAUAUAUCAAGGUGGUGUAAUAAUGUAUGGUGCACUUAUAAUGUUUGAAGAUGAAUUUAUUCAUAUAGUGGCUAUAAGUUUCACAGCACUUGUUUUAACGGAAUUAAUAAUGGUAGCAUUAACUAUUAGAACAUGGCAUCAUAUUAUGAUACUUGCAGAGAUUUUUUCAUUGGCACUCUAUUUACUAUCUUUAGUCGUGCUUAAAGAUUAUUUUGAUGCCGAAUUUAUCAAGACCACUGACUUUUUGUGGAAAGUACUGCUAAUAACUUUAAUUUCAUGCAUGCCACUGUAUAUUUUAAAAUUCCUACGAAAAAAAUUUUCUCCCCCUAGUUACACUAAAUUGUCUUAA
Eufriesea mexicana is the source of this 3381-nucleotide messenger RNA. Its product is annotated as probable phospholipid-transporting ATPase IIB. Gene Ontology annotation, biological process: endocytosis; retrograde vesicle-mediated transport, Golgi to endoplasmic reticulum; phospholipid translocation. Bases 151 to 3381 code for a protein of 1076 amino acids. The record is from RefSeq and is a predicted model, not a curated record. Gene Ontology annotation, molecular function: magnesium ion binding; ATPase-coupled intramembrane lipid carrier activity; ATP binding. The transcript has 13 exons. NCBI's taxonomy places the organism in Eukaryota, Metazoa, Arthropoda, Insecta, Hymenoptera, Apidae. Gene Ontology annotation, cellular component: plasma membrane; trans-Golgi network; endosome.